AUGUCUUUCACACGGGAUUUACGUCGAAUAACUCAUCCGUAUUAUUUAUUUAAUAUAUUUUUAUCUUUUUCUUAUCUUUUAGCUAAGAAAUUACCCUACGUUUGUAGCUAUGUAUUUAUUAAUUCAGAGAAAAAAUGUGAAUUUGAUUCUCGUGAAUCGGAUAUUCUUUUCUUUUUAAUUAUUGUUGUUAUGAUCAGAACGAGAAAAACUGGUAGUGUGACCAUGUUAAGUUAUUUAUCAUCUUCGUUUAUUUAUACAAAAGUUACUAACAUGAUAUUAUGGUUCUAUGCUGAUUUAAGAAUGGGAUUAUUAUACACAGUAUUAUUUGUGUUGGUCGGAAUAUUUUUCCCCGAGCCGACUUAUUCGGGUCCACAAAAUGUGACAUAUUUUAGAGGGCUUCAAGGCCUUGAAGAAGAGUUAGAAAGAGACAAACAAGUUAAUUGGCUUGUUGCUUUUUACACAAUGUGGAGUCCAUCAUGUAAUAAUUUUGCUCCAAUAUUUUCCCAAUUGUCUGGAAGCUAUCAUUCUGAGUAUUUAAGAUUUGGUAAAGUUGAUGUAGGAAGAUACCCGGAUGCUGGAAAAAAAUAUCAUGUCAGUGAUUCACCUGUAAGCAGACAGUUACCUACACUUAUCCUUUUUCAAAAUGGAAAGGAAACAAUUCGAAGACCAACUGUAAAUAGUAGUAAAACAUUACAAAAGUUUUUUUUCUCAGAGGAUAAUAUAAGAGUUACAUUCGAUUUGAACAAUUUAAAUGAGCAAAGUAAAUUAAAAUCAAACCAAGGGAAAACUUUGAUUAUUUUUAAAAAGAACCAGUGA
Messenger RNA from Pediculus humanus corporis (human body louse), 816 nucleotides. RefSeq lists its product as uncharacterized. Bases 1 to 816 code for a protein of 271 amino acids. Gene Ontology annotation, cellular component: membrane-bounded organelle. The record is from RefSeq and is a predicted model, not a curated record. NCBI's taxonomy places the organism in Eukaryota, Metazoa, Arthropoda, Insecta, Psocodea, Pediculidae. Gene Ontology annotation, molecular function: disulfide oxidoreductase activity. The transcript has 5 exons.